Pan troglodytes (chimpanzee) is the source of this 2305-nucleotide messenger RNA. It is a transcript of the gene MXRA8, whose product is annotated as matrix remodeling associated 8. Lineage: Eukaryota; Metazoa; Chordata; Mammalia; Primates; Hominidae. The record is from RefSeq and is marked provisional. Gene Ontology annotation, biological process: cell differentiation; cell adhesion. Gene Ontology annotation, cellular component: membrane; cell surface.
UUUUUCUGGAGAGAGACUUAGAGCCGAGUGGGACAAAGCCUGGGGCUGGGCGGGGGCCAUGGCGCUGCCAUCCCGAAUCCUGCUUUGGAAACUUGUGCUUCUGCAGAGCUCUGCUGUUCUCCUGCACUCAGGGUCCUCGGUACCCGCCGCUGCUGGCAGCUCCGUGGUGUCCGAGUCCGCGGUGAGCUGGGCGGCGGGCGCCCGGGCGGUGCUGCGCUGCCAGAGCCCGCGCAUGGUGUGGACCCAGGACCGGCUGCACGACCGCCAGCGCGUGCUCCACUGGGACCUGCGCGGCCCCGGGGGUGGCCCCGCGCGGCGCCUGCUGGACUUGUACUCGGCGGGCGAGCAGCGCGUGUACGAGGUGCGGGACCGCGGCCGCCUGGAGCUCUCGGCCUCGGCCUUCGACGACGGCAACUUCUCGCUGCUCAUCCGCGCGGUGGAGGAGACGGACGCGGGGCUGUACACCUGCAACCUGCACCACCACUACUGCCACCUCUACGAGAGCCUGGCCGUCCGCCUGGAGGUCACCGACGGCCCCCCGGCCACCCCCGCCUACUGGGACGGCGAGAAGGAGGUGCUGGCGGUGGCGCGCGGCGCACCCGCGCUCCUGACCUGCGUGAACCGCGGGCACGUGUGGACCGACCGGCACGUGGAGGAGGCUCAACAGGUGGUGCACUGGGACCGGCAGCCGCCCGGGGUCCCGCACGACCGCGCGGACCGCCUGCUGGACCUCUACGGGUCGGGCGAGCGCCGCGCCUACGGGCCCCUUUUUCUGCGCGACCGCGUGGCUGUGGGCGCGGAUGCCUUUGAGCGCGGUGACUUCUCACUGCGUAUCGAGCCGCUGGAGGUCGCCGACGAGGGCACCUACUCCUGCCACCUGCACCACCAUUACUGUGGCCUGCACGAACGCCGCGUCUUCCACCUGACGGUCGCCGAACCCCACGCGGAGCCGCCCCCCCGGGGCUCUCCGGGCAACGGCUCCAGCCACAGCGGCGCCCCAGGCCCAGACCCCACACUGGCGCGCGGCCACAACGUCAUCAAUGUCAUCGUCCCCGAGAGCCGAGCCCACUUCUUCCAGCAGCUGGGCUACGUGCUGGCCACGCUGCUGCUCUUCAUCCUGCUACUGGUCACUGUACUCCUGGCCGCCCGCAGGCGCCGCGGAGGCUACGAAUACUCGGACCAGAAGUCGGGAAACUCAAAGGGGAAGGAUGUGAACUUGGCGGAGUUCGCUGUGGCUGCAGGGGACCAGAUGCUUUACGGGAGUGAGGACAUCCAACUAGAUUACAAAAACAACAUCCUGAAGGAGAGGGCGGAGCUGGCCCACAGCCCCCUGCCUGCCAAGUACAUCGACCUAGACAAAGGGUUCCGGAAGGAGAACUGCAAAUAGGGAGGCCCUGGGCUCCUGGCUGGGCCAGCAGCUGCACCUCUCCUGUCUGUGCUCCUCGGGGCGUCUCCUGAUGCUCCCAGGCUCACCCCCCUUCCAGCGGCUGGUCCCGCUUUCCUGGAAUUUGGCCUGGGCGUAUGCAGAGGCCGCCUCCACACCCCUCUCCCAGGGGCUUGGUGGCAGCAUAGCCCUCACCCCUGCGGCCUUUGCUCACGGGUGGCCCUGCCCACCCCUGGCACAACCAAAAUCCCACUGAUGCCCAUCAUGCCCUCAGACCCUUCUGGGCUCUGCCUGCUGGGGGCUUGAAGACAUUCCUGGAGGACACUCCCAUCAGAACCUGGCAGCCCCAAAACUGGGGUCAGCCUCAGGGCAGGAGUCCCACUCCUCCAGGGCUCUGCUCGUCGGGGGCUGGGAGAUGUUCUGGAGGACACUCCCAUCAGAACUUGGCAGCCUUGAAGUUGGGGUCAGCCUCGGCAGGAGUCCCACUCCUCCUGGGGUGCUGCCUGCCGCAGAGAGCUCCCCUACCUGUACCACCCUGUGGGACUCCAGGCACCAUCUGUUCUCCCCAGGGACCUGCUGACUUGGUGAAUGCCAGCCCUUGCCCCUCUGUGUUGCUUUGGGCCACCUGGGGCUGCACCCCCUGCCCUUUCUCUGCUCCCUCCCUACCCUAGCCUUGCUCUCAGCCACCUUGACAGUCACUGGGCUCCCUGUGACUUCUGACCCUGACACCCCUCCCUUGGACUCUGCCUGGGCUGGAGUCUAGGGCUGGGGCUACAUUUGGUUUCUGUACUGGCUGAGGACAGGGGAGGGAGUGAAGUUGGUUUGGGGUGGCCUGUGUUGCCACUCUCAGCACCCCACAUUUGCAUCUGCUGGUGGACCUGCCACCAUCACAAUAAAGUCCCCAUCUGAUUUUUAGACUUG